Penicillium riverlandense is the source of this 672-nucleotide messenger RNA. Its product is annotated as histidine phosphatase family protein. NCBI's taxonomy places the organism in Eukaryota, Fungi, Ascomycota, Eurotiomycetes, Eurotiales, Aspergillaceae. The record is from RefSeq and is a predicted model, not a curated record. Gene Ontology annotation, molecular function: sedoheptulose-bisphosphatase activity. Bases 1 to 672 code for a protein of 223 amino acids. The transcript has 4 exons. Gene Ontology annotation, biological process: ribose phosphate biosynthetic process.
AUGUCUUCAAAAGUUUUCCUUAUUCGCCAUGGAGAGACGGAGUGGUCUUUGAACCAACAGCACACGGGCUCUACCGAGGUCCCUCUGACAUCAAAUGGUGAGGAACAGGUCCGAAGGACCGCAAGAACGUUCGUUGGUGAUGGUAAAAUGAUCCAACCAAAAUGUAUCAAGCAUAUAGAGAGAGCUCGCCGAACACUUCAGCUUUUAGGCUUAGGAGACCAGAACCAGUCGUCCGCUCAUAUUAUCAUCACUGAACUGUUACAAGAAUGGGACUACGGGGACUACGAAGGAUUGACCAUCGACGAGAUGGGUGCGAAGGUGGAGAGUAAGAGCGAAUACUCCCAUUUCAGACUGUCCAUAAACCAAUCAAUCUUAAUCUCAUUUAGGUCGCCUCAGGAUGUCGCGGCUAGGUUGGACAAGCUGAUCGGAGAAAUUAGAGAGUUCAAUGGGGCUGAUUCAACGGCGAAGAAUAUUCAUGACUCGCCCGCGGGAGCUGAUAUUGUCUGUGUAGCUCAUGGACACAUUUUACCGGCGUUAGCUCUGAGGUGGGCAGAGCAGCCAUUGCAACACGGAAUGAGGUUGUUAUUAGAAACGGCCGGGGUGGGAGUCCUAUGCUUCGAACACGAGAGUUUUGAGGAACCAGCAGUUGUCCUGGGCGCAAGAGCCGAGUAA